Penicillium brevicompactum is the source of this 4320-nucleotide messenger RNA. Its product is annotated as CDR ABC transporter. Gene Ontology annotation, biological process: transmembrane transport. Bases 1 to 4320 code for a protein of 1439 amino acids. Lineage: Eukaryota; Fungi; Ascomycota; Eurotiomycetes; Eurotiales; Aspergillaceae. Gene Ontology annotation, cellular component: membrane. Gene Ontology annotation, molecular function: ATP hydrolysis activity; ATP binding; ABC-type transporter activity. The transcript has a single exon. The record is from RefSeq and is a predicted model, not a curated record.
AUGGAGAAGGACUAUGAUGAACCUGUGUUUGCGCCCAUCGUGGAGCGGACAGCUACCGUUCUAGAAGAACGAGAACAACAAACCCUCACACGAAUCGCCACCAGCAAGCUUGGCCAGCAGAUCUCAAAGUCGGCAAGUCACAAAGAUGGUGUGCCCCCGCAUCUCGAUCCCACCAACCCGCAGUUCGAUCAUCGCCAAUGGGCACAGGUGGUGUUGGACCAAGUCAAUGAUGCAGGUAUUGAUAUCCCACACCAAGGAGUUGUCUUUUCCAACCUCUGUGUCAGCGGAUCUGGCUCUGCAUUGCAAUAUCAAGAAACCCUUACUUCUAGCUUGAGCGUUCCCUUCCGAGCUGCAGCAAGAGCCUUGACUGGCCGUUCAGCACCACCGAGACAAAUCCUUCAUAGCUUCGAUGGACUUCUGGAGGGUGGAGAGCUUCUUCUGGUAUUGGGUCGACCUGGCAGUGGCUGCACAACCUUCCUGAAAACCAUCACCGGUCACCUCGGAGGCCUGACCCUGGAGCCUGAAAGUACACUUCAUUACGAAGGUGUCGGCUUCGACCACAUGAUUAAGCACCACCGCGGAGAAGUUGCAUACAACAAAGAAGUCGACCUACAUUUCCCUCAUUUGACCGUCGGCCAAACCCUCGAAUUUGCCGCUCAUGCUCGUGCACCCCAUCAACGCCUGGAAGGAGUCACGCGUUCAGAGUACGUUGAGACCAUCACGCAGGUCGUGCUUUCAAUAUUUGGAUUAUCUCACACCUACAACACCAAGGUAGGCAGUGAAUUCGUACGCGGUGUCAGUGGUGGCGAGAGGAAGCGAGUCAGCAUUGCUGAGAUGUUCUUGGCCCGCUGCCGCAUCGGAGCGUGGGACAACAGCACCCGUGGGCUUGAUGCUGCAUCCGCCUUGAAGUUUGUCAAAUCUCUUCGCCUGUCUGCUGAUAUGGGCUCGUCCUGUCAUGCUAUUGCUGCCUAUCAGGCCUCGCAAUCCAUGUACGACCUUUUUGACAAGGUCGUCCUCCUGUAUGAAGGGUACCAGAUCUACUACGGACCCCGAGACCGAGCUGUGCAGUACUUCCAAGACAUGGGAUGGGAGCGACCCGAGCGUCAAGUCAGUGGUGACUUUUUGACUGCUAUCACCAACCCAGCAGAGCGCAGAGCUUUACCCGGUAUGGAGGGUAAGGUGCCUCGCACCGCCAAAGAGUUUGCCGACCAGUGGAAGCAAAGCCCCGAGUAUCAAAUGCUGACCAAGGGGAUCUCUGACUUUGAGAGCCAUCAUCCGCCCAACGGCGGCGACGCAAAGAGACUCCAGGACAGCCAUCAAGAGCAGCAGGCUCGUCACACUCGUGCUCGCAGUCCUUACCUUCUCUCAGUCCCCAUGCAGGUCCGGCUCUGCAUGCACAGAGCUUACCAGCGAAUGCUCCAGGAUCUCCCAACCGCCCUUUCACCUGUGAUUGUCCAAAUCGUCCUCUCUCUGAUCAUCGGUUCAAUCUUCUACCAAACCCCUGACACUUCCAGCUACUUCUUCCAAAAAGGUGCAGUGAUGUACUUCGCUGUGCUGAUGAACGCCCUUCUCACGAUCAACGAAAUCCUCAUGCUCUAUGCCCAACGCCCCGUUGUUGAGAAACAAGCAGGGUAUGCAUUUGUCCAUCCUUUCACCGAGGCCCUAGCCAGUCUAGUGGUCGAUCUACCGAUCAAACUUGUACGCAUAUCAGUAUUCACAAUCGUUUUGUACUUCAUGGCAAACUUACGACGCGAGCCCGGGGCCUUCUUCAUCCACUACCUGUUUUUGCUCACUGCAGUCCUCUCGAUGUCUGGUCUCUUCCGCAGCGUUGGUGCAUUGACAAAAAGCAUUGGACAAGCCAUGGCCAUUGCAGGUGUUCUCGUGCUGUGUAUUGUUGUAUACACUGGGUUCACUCUUCCACAGCCAUACAUGCAUCCGUGGCUCUCCUGGAUCCGGUGGAUCAAUCCAAUCUACUAUACCUUUGAAGCGCUCGUUGCCAACGAGUUCCACGGUCGGACGUUCGAUUGCUCCGCAUUCAUUCCGAGCUACGGAACCGGCACCUCGUUCAUUUGCUCUACGGUCGGCGCAGUUGCGGGCCAGCGGACUGUUUCUGGUGACGACUUCAUGGAACAGAAUUAUCAAUACCAUUACUCGCAUCUGUGGCGCAACUUUGGAAUUCUCAUCGCCUUCUUCGUUGCGCUCAACGCCCUCUAUCUUGUCGCUACCGAAUACAUCACCAAUGACAAGUCAAAGGCCGAGGCACUGGUUUUCAGGCCGGGACAUGCACCUCAGUAUCUUCAGAAGGGCCAUACUAUUGAGCUCGGAGAAGAGGAAGUCAACAAACUUGAGGUGCAGGCUACUAACGACACGACAAGCGAGACCAUCCGUCUUCCGGAACAAAAUGACAUUCUCUCGUGGAAAGCGCUGAACUAUGAUAUUCCUGUGAAAGAGGGUACUCGACGUCUGUUGGACAACGUCAACGGAUGGGUCAAGCCCGGCAGCCUGACUGCAUUGAUGGGAGUCUCAGGAGCUGGAAAGACGACACUUCUUGAUGUACUUGCGCAGAGAGUCUCGAUCGGUGUGGUGUCCGGUGAUAUUUUCGUGAAUGGCAAGGAUCUUGCACCCAACUUCCCCCGACGCACGGGAUAUGUGCAGCAACAAGACUUGCACUUGGAUACCACGACCGUCAGGGAGGCCUUGCGCUUCAGUGCAAUGCUUCGCCAGCCUGCAAAGGUACCACAACAGGAGAAGUAUGACUACGUGGAACAGGUAAUUGAAGUGCUGGGCAUGGAGGACUUUGCUGAGGCCGUCGUCGGAAGUCUUGGGGAAGGAUUGAACGUUGAGCAAAGGAAAUUGCUCAGUAUCGGCGUUGAGCUUGCAGCCAAACCCACCUUGCUGAUUUUCCUCGACGAGCCAACCAGUGGUUUGGAUUCCCAGAGUUCCUGGACAAUCUGCCAGUUCCUCCGAAGGCUGGCAGAUCAUGGACAGGCUGUUCUAGCAACGAUUCAUCAGCCAAGUGCACAGCUAUUCCAGACUUUCGACCGCUUGCUCUUCCUUGCAAAGGGCGGGAAAACGGUCUACUUUGGUGACGUGGGAGCCGGCUCAUCCAAGCUGCUUGACUACUUCGAGCACAAUGGCGCUCGUCCCUGUGAACCGCUCGAAAACCCCGCCGAGUACAUGCUCGAGAUGGUCGCUGGUGAUUCCUCCUCCAUCGACUGGGUGGACGCCUGGAAGAAGAGUCCUGAAUGCCAAGAAGUCGAGGCUGAGGUGCAACGACUUCAUUCUCGCAAGGAAUCUGUGCACCAGUCUGCCCUUGAGGAGCUUGACGAUGACAACGCGGAGUUUGCCAUGCCACUCUACAGCCAACUGUACUAUGUACUCGCUCGCGUGUUCCAGCAAUAUUACCGCCAGCCAGAAUACAUCUUCUCCAAGUUCAUUCUCGGUAUCGUCUCUGGUCUCUUCAUCGGAUUCUCUUUCUGGAAGUCAGACAACACCCAGCAAGGCUUCCAAAACGUCCUCUUCAGUGUGUUCCUUCUGUGUACUAUCUUCAAUACCCUGGUCAACCAGAUCAUGCCAAAAUUCGUCGUUCAGCGCUCUCUGUAUGAAGUGCGUGAGCGCCCGUCUCGAAUCUACUCCUGGAAAGUCUUCAUCCUUUCUCAGAUGCUCGUCGAGAUCCCCUUCCAGAUUAUUCUUGGAGUCUGCGCCUGGGCCUGCUUCUACUGGUCUGUGAUUGGCCCUGAACAGGACAGCGAGCGUCGCGCCCUGAUCAUGCUCUUCAUUGUUCAAUUCUAUAUCUAUGCCGCCAGUAUGGCGCAGCUCGUUGUUUGCGCCAUCCCAGAGCCCACUGUCGCAGCCAUGCUUGCCACCCUUAUGUUCGGUCUUUCCUUCAUCUUCAAUGGUGUGAUGCAACCUCCCGAUGACCUCCCUCGCUUCUGGAUCUUCAUGUACCGUGUUUCACCUUUCACCUACUACAUUGGUGGAAUCGGUGCAACAGCUCUUCACAAUCGCAACGUUGAAUGCAACGCUGCUGAGAUGAGCAUCUUUGAUCCUCCUUCUGGUCAAACCUGCGGUCAGUACAUGGCCAAAUAUCUGGAGACAGCCUCGGGCAAGCUUUCAAACUGGAAUGCCACUUCCAAUUGCGAGUACUGCUCGAUUAGCUCGGCGGAUCAGUACCUCGCUGCCCGCCAGAUUCACUGGGACGAUCGCUGGAGAAACUAUGGUAUCUUCUGGUGCUACUUUGUCUUCAACAUUUUCGCUGCGAUAACACUAUACUACCUCUUCCGUGUCAGAGGCUCCAAGGCCAAAACCAAGAGGGCCUGA